ACGACGUAAACAUAUAGGCGUGUUUACUGUUUCCCAUAAUUUUAAUAUAUUAGCGAAUUGUGUUUGCUUAAUUGCAUCAAGACGACGUAAGGAUUAUAAAAAUGCCUCAUCAAGUAUAUUUCGAAGGCCGUUACAUACCCGAAGUCUACUGCGAAAACGUAUCAAGUUUGAAGGAGAAAAUUUCGCAACAACAUGGUGUUUCUGCUGAGGACCUUUACGUGACUAUCAACGGGAGGGUUGUAUCUACCGAUUUACAAUUGGAAAACCAUGAAAAUAUUAUUCGAGUGUUUACAAAACUCGUUGGAGGUAAAGGAGGGUUUGGGUCUAUGUUGCGAGCUAUUGGUGCACAAAUUGAGAAAACCACCAACCGUGAAGCAUGUAGAGAUCUUUCUGGUCGUCGAUUGCGUGAUAUCAACGAAGAAAAGAGGCUUAGGAAGUGGUUAGAAGGGCAAGAAGAUAGAGAAAGGGAAGCAGCAGAAAGAAAACAAAAGAAGCUUGAACGGAUACUUGCUGAGCCUAAAAUUGACGUCAAACUCAAUCCUGCUUACGUCAAAGAGAGUGAGGAGAUACCAGAACGUGUAAGCGCAGCUGUAGAUGCUGGAUGGCAAGCGGCUGGAACAUCAAAUGAAAGUUUGAAACGUAAAGCAGAAGUUGAAAAACCCAAAGCUAAAAAGAAGAAGUUAUGGAUUGACGCAGACUUGUCUGACUGCUCUUCACUUAGUGAUGAUGAGGAUGAUGAACCCGAGAAGCCAAGAAGGGGGCAUGCCACCUCAACGGAUAGUGGCAAUGAGUCUGACCAUGCUUCUGAAGCUAGCAGUAAAGUGUAGAUUAGAUAUAUCUCUUUUGCGUUUAUGUUGCAUAGAUGGCAUACAGGGAAUGAAUAGUAAGUCGUGCAGGGAGGCUUCUUUUGUGCACCCUUGCAAUCUUCGUAAAGGUCAUUGUUGCAAAUAUUAAAAAUAAAGUUUAUGUUUACAAACGUUUGUGUUUACAUGAUUUCAAAAUGACUGUAAUUUUUUAAUCUUAAACAAUUAAUAAUUUUAACUCGGACAUGGAAUGGAUAUUUUAAAUAUUUUGGAAAUGAUUAACAAUUUCAAACAGUGCACCUUUAUAAAACUGUAAUAUUAUUUAAGUUAUUUGCGA
This is a messenger RNA of Hyposmocoma kahamanoa, 1140 nucleotides long. Its product is annotated as replication stress response regulator SDE2. Lineage: Eukaryota; Metazoa; Arthropoda; Insecta; Lepidoptera; Cosmopterigidae. The transcript has 2 exons. The record is from RefSeq and is a predicted model, not a curated record. Gene Ontology annotation, cellular component: nucleus. Bases 102 to 827 code for a protein of 241 amino acids.